AUGCGCAAGACACUCCCAGCAAGGAUUGCCCUACCUGGACACAGUCCAGAUAAUGCUUCAGUUUGGAUCAACGAUGACAUUCGGCCUCUCCCUCCGUCUCGACGCCUCUGGGACAGUUGGGCCUUCGUCUCCUACUGGGCCGUUGCUCAACUGUCCAUUUCCAACUUUUCACAAGCUGCUUCACUCGUGGCAAUAGGACUUUCCGUAUGGCAGGCGAUGAUCGCAGUCAUACUUGGUCGCAUUAUUACGGCAAUUGUUGCAGUCUAUAACGGUGCCAUCGGCGCUGAAUGGCACAUAGGCUUCCCCGUCCUCUCGCGUGCUGUCUGGGGGAUAUAUGGCUCCUACGUGCCUAUCAUACAGCGCAUAGUGCUUGCCUUUACAUGGUUUUCGGUUCAAGCAUGGUUUGGGGGACUUUGUGUUACCUCCCUGCUGAGCGCAUUGUCUUCAACCUUCCAGAAUAUGAACAACACAUUACCACUUUCUGCCAACCUUACAACGAAGGAACUGAUUGGCUGGGUUGUUUACAACAUCAUCUCCAUUCCGAUCCUCUAUGUGCGCCCUGAGAAGACCAGAUACAUGCUCUUUGGCAUGAACAUCGUAUCCAUGGUUACCCUUGUCUCUAUGACAAUCUAUCUUCUGGGUGCAGCACAUGGAGGAGGUCCGCUACUUUCUGCACCAGCAGUGGUUACAGGAAGCUCAGGUCUCGGAUGGGCUGUCGUCCAGGGGACCACCAUUAUUGUUGGGGGUCUCGCCGUCGGACUUACCAAUCAACCUGACUAUUCACGGUUCGCGCGUCAUCCUGGGGAUCAAGUUUUCGGGCAAUGGUUCUCUAUCAUUACUUUCGGCACCAUUAUGCCACUAUUUGGAUGCCUUGCAGCUUCAGCAACCAUGAAGCUCUACGGCACAGCCAUGUGGAAUGCUCCGGUUAUACUGCAACAGAUUCUGGACUCGCAUUACGACUCCGGAAGUCGUGCGGCAAUCUUCUUCGCCUCUAUCGGACUGAUAGUUUGCCAGCUGGCAAUCACCACGGUCGACAAUGCAUAUUCGGCAGGAAUGGAUCUAGCUGGUCUCUUCCCGAAGUACAUCAACAUUCGCCGCGGUUGCUACAUAGGCCUCAUUGCCGCGUCCGCGAUGUGCCCAUGGGAACUUUUAUCUACUGCGGCGACUUUCACCAGUGUCAUGUCCGCCUAUGGGUUGUUUUUCGGCCCCUUGAUCGGAAUCCAGGUGUGCGACUACUUCGUCAUUCGUCACAGACGACACAAGCUAUCAGAUUUGUACACCCCAAGCAAGACUGGCAUUUACUAUUUCUGGAACGGUUUCAACUGGCGGACGUUUGUCGCUUGGGUCAUUGGUUGGGCACCACAAAUUCCCGGCUUCAUUGCUGAGGUGAAUCCCAAGGUGAAGGUUCCAAUUGCGUGCGUCAGAAUGUACUACCUUGCAUUUCCUCUCGGGCUUACAAUCAGUUUCAUGCUAUAUUGGUCUUUCUGCAAACUUUCGCCCCCAAUGGGAGCUGGCGAGAUAGACGAUAUUGAUUACUUCGGUACUUUCACACGUGAGGAGGCAGCUGAGCAUGGCAUGUCACCUCUGGAGCCAGUGGAAGGUGUGGAAUCUCCUAUUGGCAACACUACAGAUGAGGCAAAACAAGCUUCAGUGAAGGAAGUGUGA
Messenger RNA from Exophiala viscosa, 1665 nucleotides. RefSeq names its product NCS1 family nucleobase:cation symporter-1. The transcript is spliced from 3 exons. The record is from RefSeq and is a predicted model, not a curated record. Lineage: Eukaryota; Fungi; Ascomycota; Eurotiomycetes; Chaetothyriales; Herpotrichiellaceae. Gene Ontology annotation, molecular function: nucleobase transmembrane transporter activity. Gene Ontology annotation, cellular component: plasma membrane. The coding region runs from base 1 to 1665 and encodes 554 amino acids. Gene Ontology annotation, biological process: nucleobase transport; transmembrane transport.